This is a messenger RNA of Hyla sarda, 1796 nucleotides long. RefSeq names its product chemerin-like receptor 1. The record is from RefSeq and is a predicted model, not a curated record. Lineage: Eukaryota; Metazoa; Chordata; Amphibia; Anura; Hylidae. The transcript is spliced from 3 exons. Gene Ontology annotation, biological process: phospholipase C-activating G protein-coupled receptor signaling pathway; positive regulation of cytosolic calcium ion concentration; complement receptor mediated signaling pathway. Gene Ontology annotation, cellular component: plasma membrane. Bases 185 to 1267 code for a protein of 360 amino acids. Gene Ontology annotation, molecular function: N-formyl peptide receptor activity; complement receptor activity.
UCAGCCUGAGGACCCCCAGCGGUUCCGGAAGCCGCUAAAGGAUCCUGAUGUAACGUCUGACGUCACGACUCAGUUUCUAUAUAUUUGACGGAUCUGGAGAAUAUUUUUAGAAGCACCUGAAAAGCAAAAAGCCAGAAGCUCCUCAAGAUAAGAGAUUUUUGUUCCACCAUCCACCACUGAAGUCAUGGAGAACAUCACAGCAUCGUAUCCAACCUUCUAUGGCAUUUCCGAUCCAACCUCCAAUGUCACUUCCAAUCCAACCACCAAUGUCACUGACUAUGAUUAUUAUGACUAUGAGGACUAUGUAAAAUCCCCUCUGGAUUACUUCACUUUGGUGGUCUAUUCUUUGGCUUUUCUACUAGGGACUACUGGGAACGGCCUGGUCCUCUGGUUCACUAUCUUCAAGAUGAAGAAGACGGUCAACGUCAUUUGGUUCCUUAAUUUAUCCAUCGCUGACUUCACUUUCACCUUGUUCCUCCCCUUAAGCAUCAUUUACUUGGCCACAGACCUCAGCUGGGUCUUCGGGACCUUCAUGUGUAAGCUGAACAGUACGGUAGCUUUCAUAAAUCUGUUUGCAAGCGUCUUCCUGCUCGCCGUCAUCAGUAUAGAUCGUUGUAUCUCCGUCAUCUUCCCGGUUUGGUGUCAAAAUCACCGAACACCAAGACUGGCUUCCUUCGUUGUCACAGGUGUUUGGAUCCUGGCUAUUAUACUUAGCUUACCAUACUUUAUAUUUCGAGACACCAUUACGUAUAAUGAUGGCUACCGUUGCUAUAACAACUUUGCACUUGGAGACUCAGAAGAUAUUGGUAAAUCCCGGCACAAGGGGACAAUCAUAUACCGAUUCAUUAUGGGAUUUUUAAUUCCUUUCACCAUCAUUGUCACGUGUUAUACUGUGAUUGGCAUGCGUAUCCAUCGAAACCACAUGACUACCUCCACCAAGCCCUUCAAAGUCAUACUCGCUGUGAUAGUUUCUUUCUUCAUCUGUUGGGUUCCUUAUCAUAUCUUCUCCUUCUUGGAAUUGUUUGCACUCUACCGAAGGGAUGGCUACUUGGUUCAAGAAGUUCGUCUUGGGAUUCCUCUUACCUCCAGCCUGGCAUUCAUGAACAGCUGUGUCAAUCCUUUUCUCUAUGUUUUUAUUGGCCGGGACUUUAAGGAAAAAUUCUGGCGGUCCAUGCACUCCAUAUUUGAGAGAGCUUUCAACGAGGAUUCAGAGAAUAAAGACCUCAAGAGCAAGACCAAGUCUACAUCUGACUCCCAACUGUUCUAGUUCAAAGUCACCUUCACAUCUAAAAUUCAUUUUGGACUGAAUGGCUUAAAAAGACAAUCCAUGACUAUUACUGUGCCUGGUCUGUAAAGGAUUAGUAAUUUGGUGUUUGGUCCUGUAUUCCUGGUUAAAGGCCCCCAUCAUAUUGUCAAAAAGUGUGAGACACUUUCUAACUGGAAAAAUCAAACUUUGAGAUAUCUUUUAAUUCCUACCACUUUAACGCACAUACAGAUGGGAUCAUGGACAAGUUGCCCUAAUAAAAAACAAAGCACACGGAGCGCUCCCUGUGUGGAAUCAACAAUGGAAAUACACUGGGUGGAGAUCUCUUCAGAAACUCGCUCACCUGGCUGUGUUGUGCUGGAGAGGCACAACACUCACAAACGUGUGUGAAGAUGAUACCGAUUGCAGCGGCUUCCCAUGCUGGCUAGCAAGCGUGAAGACAGUGAAGAGCGAAGAUACACACAGGAAGGUGGAAGCUGAGGUCGCGCUGUCGAGGAAGGAAGGUAGGUCCAGGACUAUAGUAGCAAUUACU